Molecule: messenger RNA, 5454 nt
Organism: Astyanax mexicanus (Mexican tetra)
Lineage: Eukaryota; Metazoa; Chordata; Actinopteri; Characiformes; Acestrorhamphidae
Gene: lgalsla
Product: lectin, galactoside-binding-like a
Exons: 5
Coding region: 112-624 (170 amino acids)
Molecular function (GO): carbohydrate binding
Source: RefSeq, a predicted model, not a curated record
AAGCGUCCUCUGAGGUUCCGCCUCACACCGCGGUGCUGUCAGAGCCUCCAGCGGCUCGACCCUGUUCCUCUCCCGUCUUCUCCUGCGACCAUUGCCCGCUGCCUGUCCACCAUGGCGGAGCUCAGAGCGCGGGAGGAGGCGAGGUCAGGAACUCCAGAUAAAAAGCUGAACACAUCUGGACCCAUCCCCAUGUUUGUUUCACCAAGCAAAGAUGAGCACCAGCAGCUGGCAGUGCCGUUCUGUGGCAGUAUAAAGGGUGGGAUGCGGCCAGGGAAAAAGAUCACCAUCACGGGCAUUGUAGAACCAGAACCGGACAGUUUCGACAUCAGUCUGACGUGUGGCUGUGAUGACGUGGCUCUGGAGCUCAGCGCGAAGUUCGAGGAUAAGCAGCUGAUGAGGAACGCUCACGUCGGGGGGUCCUGGGGGGAGGAGGAGACCGCCAUCCCCUUCUUUCCAUUCAUCCCAGACCAGCCAUUCAGGAUUGAGAUCCACUGUGAGCACCAGAGUUUUCGUGUAAUUGUGGACGGUCAGCCGAUCUUCGACUUCUAUCACCGUGUGAAAUCACUGCUGACCAUCGACACCAUCCAGAUCAACGGCAGCCUGACCAUCACCAAGCUCAACUGAUCAUCACCCAGUUCAGCUGAUCAUCACCCAGUUCAGCUGAUCAUCACCAAGCUCAACUGAUCAUCACCCAGUUCAGCUGAUCAUCACCCAGUUCAGCUGAUCAUCACCCAGUUCAGCUGAUCAUCACCAAGCUCAACUGACCAUCACCCAGUUCAACUGACCAUCACCCAGUUCAGCUGAUCAUCACCCAGUUCAGCUGAUCAUCACCCAGUUCAGCUGAUCAUCACCAAGCUCAACUGACCAUCACCCAGUUCAACUGACCAUCACCCAGUUCAACUGACCAUCACCCAGUUCAGCUGACCAUCACCCAGCUCAACUGACCAUCACCCAGUUCAACUGACCAUCACCCAGUUCAGCUGACCAUCACCCAGUUCAGCUGACCAUCACCCAGUUCAACUGACCAUCACCCAGUUCAGCUGACCAUCACCCAGCUCAACUGACCAUCACCCAGCUCAACUGACCAUCACCCAGUUCAGCUGACCAUCACCCAGUUCAGCUGACCAUCACCCAGUUCAGCUGACCAUCACCCAGUUCAGCUGAGGAGAAACAGCUGAUCAGCAUUUCACACACCAGCCUGAACAACAACACAGCAGUACAACACACACACACACACACACAUACACACACACACACACAGAGCCACUGUCUAUAGCUGUGCAGCGUCAGCCUCCAGCAUGCUCCUACUAACAGAACCAGAACAGCUUUAGAACAGGCAGAGCUCCAGUUCUAAACGUGUGGAGCACCAAACACCAUCAGCGGAAUGUAUUUAAUUACAUUGUAUUAAAAUACUUUACUUACAAAUAUAAUUAGCUGACUUUCCCAAAUAACCCCAAAUAAUUUCCCCUGGAUGACGUAACUAAGAGCACAUAGUAAAAUGAAUCAGUUUUUCGUCGCUGUCCAAUGAAAAACAGGUAUCUCAAUUUUUGUCGAUUUUUAGUUUAAUACAUAAUUUGGACAAACAAACUUUCUUUUACACCCCUUGUAAAAAAAAAAGGGAAGAAAACUUAAUAGUAUUAAAAGUAUGUUCAAAUUAGGUAAAUAAUACUAAAAGUGCAUUUUCAAUUUAUUAUACUUAAUGAAAAAAAACAUUAAAUAUACAUUCUAUGUUUUAAAUUAAACAUUGUGUUGAAAGAAAAUAUAUAUAUAUUGUGGCAUUAAAUACGGCUUAAAGUGCACUUUAGUGUAUUUUUUUCCAGUAGCAUUAAUGUGUAUGUGCAUUAAUACAUAAACUAUUACAUUUACAGUAUACUUCAAGUGUAUUAAUAAUUUAAAUAGUUAAAAAAAACACAACAUUACUUAAAUCUACUUAGGUUCAGAGAAGAAAAAAAACACUCAAAAGCUCAACAUACCGUAUUUUUCGGACUAUAAGGCGCACCGUAUUAUAAGACGCACUAUCAAAGAACGCCUAUUUUCUGCUAUUUUUCCAUACAUAGGGCGCAUCGCAUUAUAAGGCGCGUUAAGUGACACUAGAAAGGGUGCCUAUAUCAAAGUGAACAGGGGUGGCGCCAUGUUUCCCUUCCCCCACCGGGGGUGGUCGCUUGCCGGUGGAGCGUCUCAGUAUACAAAUCUAGCUCUUUCAAAGUCAAACGAGUGCUGGAUAUUAAUCUACACAGAUUCCUCUCCUGAAAACUGUUUAUUUGGGUGAGUAACGUGCUUCAGUUUAUUUACAGUAAGCUUAGAUUUCCAGAUGUCCACUAAGGCUUGCUGCACCAGCGUUAGCAUAGCUAUCCGCUAGCACGCUAGCUAGUCACCUAAACUAGUAAAGUUAACCCAAACUUAAACGACAGCGUUACACUGAGUAAUCCUGCGUGUUCUGGUAAGACAGUGAGAUAUUAGCUAGCGAUUCGUCCCCCGUAGCUUGUUUUAACACGGUAAACAAGCAGAUUACAGGCUGAUAAAACUCACCUCUGAGAGAGUUAGCGCUUAGCAUCUAGCUAAUGCUAGCCAGGCAAAGCAGCACAGACUUACAGGCCGAUAACUCACCUCUGAACGGUGAACGCUUAGCGAUUAGCAUCUAACUCUAAUAAUACUGCUCCAGCAGUAUUAAAAGUGCUAAAUUUAGAAAAUACUGAUCUCUGAACAGUGAAAAAGCUAGCUAGCUAAGCGGUUAGCAUCUAGCUAAUGCUAUUGCUGCUCAGCCUCAGAGCUGCACGGCUCUGGACUCUGUAUAGCACUGAAACUCUCUAUAACGCUGCACGGAGUGUGUGUUUACUGCUCCUUACAACCUGACGAGUAAAAUUUAGAUAAUACUGAUCUCAGUGAAUAAGCUAGCUAGCUUAGCGGUUAGCAUCUAGCUAAUGCUAUUGCUGCUCCAGCCUCGGAGCUGCACGGCUCUGGACUCUGUAUAGCACUGAAACUCUCUAUAACGCUGCACGGAGUGUGUGUUUACUGCUCCUUACAACCUGACGAGUAAAAUCCAUACAAAAGGCGCACUGUAUUAUAAGACGCACUGUCAAUUUUUGUGAAAAUUAAAAGUUUUUAAGUGCGCCUUAUAGUCCGAAAAAUACGGUAAUACAUUUAAUGUUACAUUUAAAUAUAGCUUUAUUAUAAUUGAAAUAUACUUAAGUUGCCAUAAGUUGUUCCAAAAUAGUACAUUUAACAUGUAUUUAAGUACGUUUUUUUAAUAAUAAUAAAAAAAAAGGAUGUACUAUUUCAUGUUAAGUAUACUUUUGAAAAAUAUACUUAAAUACACUUUUCUUCUACAAGGGACUGUUUUAAAAUUUCUUGAUAAAUUGACCAAUAGAACAGCCUUAAAUAUAUAUUUUUUUACAUUGACUUACAUUAAAAAAGUCAAGAAAGGUUUUUCCUUCUCCUGUAAAGCUGCUGUUUUGGAGAAGCUGCAUGUUUUUCAUUGGAGAGCGACGAUUUGUGAUUUGCUAUUUCCAUUCCAUUAGAGUUAAGGGUAAAAGCAUUUUCUAUGAUUUUAUAUUGUAUUUCUUAUAACUGGCCCACCCGCAUUCCACACGCGGAUCAUUAACCAGCACAGAUCAUCACUGAUGUGCAUACGGAUUAUUGUAAUACAGAGAAUGAGAUAAUAGAGAUAAAUAAUAGAGAAGACAUGCGUUCAGAUCGAGCCUUCAGACAUUCCACUCAUGCCUGUUUAUAUUUCUGAUAGCACUUUCAGCUAAAGUGUUAAAGGAGUGCUCUAGUGCUCCAUGUGUUUUUUAUUUAACAGAGUAAAUUCCCUGUACUUGGGAAAAGAACAGGAAAAAAAUGACUAAAUGACUAAAACAGCAUUAAUAACAGAAGCUUCAUGGUCACAUGCUAAUGUUUAGUUAUUUCUAAUUAAAUUUUCUGACCGUUUUAGGUUAAAUGUUUCAUUUUUUUUAAUGUAGUGCAGUGUACAAGAAAUAGCAGUUUAAAUUUUUUUUUAUUCGAUAUGAAGAAAUAUGAAGGUUUUCAUCCAAUUUUUCAAUUAUCGAGUUUUUCAUUUCAGCCUUUUGCAAACAGAAUUUUAAGAAAAAUGAAAAGUUAAAUGUUCUCUCGAUUUUCAGAUUUGUCCAUUUUUGUAUCUUGUAACACAACAUACAAAAAAUAUAAAAAUUGGAAAAUCAGAAAAUAAAAUACAUUUUUUCAUUUUUCCUGAAAUUACGAUUUUGAGGAUUGGAAAAAUUGAUAAAAACUUAUUUUUGUGCACUGCACUAAACAAAUAUUGAGUUUUUACAUCCAAUUUUCUAUUUUUGCAUUUAACCUCAAAUGGUUAGAAAAUUAAAUUAAUAAACGUUACACUGACCCUUCAUCUCCAUUGUCUUCUGUUAUUAGUGAGUUUGAGCCUUUUGUCUUUCUCAUUUUCUAGAUGCACAAAGUUUUAACCAUUCCAGAAAUCCCCUUACUGAUGGGACGCCUCUAUUUCCCUCUAUUUCCCUCUAUUUCCCUGUAUUUCCUCAAGCCUAAAUUAAUAAUAGUGCAGUUUACAUCUAAUACACUAUUCCUACUGUAUAGAGUUCAGUGCUCAGGAAUACUCCACAAACAAGUGUAUUUAUUUCUCUUAAUAUAUACUGUUAAAGUCUUACUACAGGGCAAGCCUUUUCAGCCUAACUCAAUUUUUUUUUAUUAGUAAAAACUUUAAAAUAAUUACAGAUUUCUGUAAUGCAGCUUUUACUAGUAGAAUUCUUGUUUCAUAUAAACUAUAACUGUUUUUACUGUUAAUAAUAUCUGAUAAGCUCUGAGUGGUCCAGCGCUGGCCAAGGUGCUGCCACUAUGAUCCGAGGAUCGCCGGUUUAAAUCCCUGAUCACGCUGCUUCUGCAUCAGCAGCCAGAGUCCGAGAGAGUUCAGUUAGUUGGUUACAACUCAACCACCUAGCGUCAACUUAGGCUCAAACGGCUUGCCCUACUUUUACUGUACAUAAAAAAGAAAGCUAUGUGUGGGAAUAAAUGAGACUAAUAUAUGGUGAUAUUAUUUUGUGGCAUUCCAGAUACUGUAUACUAAAUGCCAUAUGUUAUACAGUAUGUGAGGAAAAUGGUGAUUAUUGCAGUGUACUGAUUGUUUUUUUUUUCACAGUGCUACAGUGAUACUGAAUGUUCAGAGAUUUUAAAGAGCAUUUUUGAUUUGUACUGUACUUAGCUAUAAAAAUAUAAAUAGGCCUUUAAAUUAUGAAAUGAAUGUGAACAGCAUUUUGUACUGUAAGGAUACAUAAAUAAACACGUAAUACUGAAGUAUAAUAAAGAUAAUGUUGUUUUAAUUAACUACAGCAAUACAUUAGACCGGCAGAUGAUGGAAAAAUGCAGUGGAAUUGUUUUGAAAUGUUUGCAUUUUGAGUUUUGUUUACUGGCCUCUCAGUAUUGAAUGUUUCAUUGUCUUACAAUCAGUAAAUAAUUAAAGAUGUCUAA